AUGUCCACCAACGCUAGAUCUGAAGAAGAAAGACAACUUUCUUUUGUUUUCAAUGAUCUGAAAAGGGAUAUCAACUUAGACGAUACAGGACUUGUUGAUGCUGAAUCCCCCACGGUUUCUUGCCAGGUUGGCCAGCGGUGCACCAUCAAGACGGAUGACCAACGAAAAAACUAUCUUGUGCCUGCUGUUUACGGUCAACCUAAAGUCAUCACAUGCCACUUCGACACAAGUUCCCCAGCUGACGUCGUAUUUGGGCUAAUUGACAGUGGCGGACAGUCGCCUUUGAGCCCGAUUUCAAAGUAG
Psilocybe cubensis is the source of this 303-nucleotide messenger RNA. RefSeq lists its product as uncharacterized. NCBI's taxonomy places the organism in Eukaryota, Fungi, Basidiomycota, Agaricomycetes, Agaricales, Agrocybaceae. The record is from RefSeq and is a predicted model, not a curated record. The transcript is spliced from 4 exons. Bases 1 to 303 code for a protein of 100 amino acids.